Molecule: messenger RNA, 339 nt
Organism: Sphenostylis stenocarpa
Lineage: Eukaryota; Viridiplantae; Streptophyta; Magnoliopsida; Fabales; Fabaceae
Source: the annotation of a GenBank genome assembly
AUGGAGCUUGAACAGAAUAGUUAUGAAGUUGUUGUUGUGGGAUACAGCAAGAGAGAGAAAGAGAAGAAGCGGGAAGCGAUUGAAAAGCUUGGUAGGCAGAUUCGCAGAUACGCACAGCCAUGGCCUAUGAAGAAUCAUCUUAUUGCAGCAGUAAGUGUUCUGAUAGAUGCUCAGCGGCAGGGGUUAAGGAUAGGUGUGUCAAGUACUGUGGAAUAUGCUGUGCAGAAUGCAAAUGUGUUCCUUCUGGAACGUAUGGGAACAAGCAUGAGUGCCCUUGCUACAGGGACAAGCUCAACAAGAAGGGCAAGCCCAAAUGUCCUUGAUCCAUUCAACUCAUAG